Salvelinus fontinalis (brook trout) is the source of this 4456-nucleotide messenger RNA. Its product is annotated as up-regulator of cell proliferation-like. The record is from RefSeq and is a predicted model, not a curated record. Gene Ontology annotation, molecular function: GTP binding; GTPase activity; zinc ion binding. NCBI's taxonomy places the organism in Eukaryota, Metazoa, Chordata, Actinopteri, Salmoniformes, Salmonidae.
AACAUGUUACAUGUGUGUGAGAAUCUCAGCUUCUCAUAGAUAACUUUUAAUAGUUUGUAGCUCAAACCAUUCUGACAGUUCUACCUAAGUCCCCGUUAAUCACACAGACUAAUGGUUGGUAUCAACAGAUGCAAACUAAAGAGACACACAGUGGUGGAGGUGACUGGAGACCUGGAGGAGAGACUCUGUCAGGAACACCACAGAGCUCUGGAGGUGUUCUGCAGGACAGACCAGAAGCUGAUCUGCUUGGAGUGUUCGGUGGCAAAGCACAAAGGUCAUGACACGAUCGUUGAAGAGAUAAAACAAGCUGGAAAACAGCCACUCCCUGAACAAUGUCACAACACAACUGAUUGGCUCAAACACAUUAAGAAAUGUGUCAAUAUGGGAUGUAAAGAACCCAGUCUCAAGGAGCUGUUGUCAAAGACUGGACUAGAAGAUCAUUAUGAAAACAAGCUGACGUUAAGUACUGUCCUUGAGAUAAAUGCUGAUACUACAUCAGAUGAACCUCUUACCACUAUGCAGUCACUUCCAGGGGCGUUCCUGAAGAAAUUAAUGAUGGCAAAUGUAAAUGCUAGGAGUGUCAAAUGUAUGUCCACUGAUGCAGGUGUUUCAUUUCCGGAUAAAGACCGUUUUGACAAUCUAAAAAGUGACUCUGCUAACGGUAAUGUGAUGAAUCCACUGGACCUGAUAACAGCCCUGUUUCUGUGCUCAGAUGGUUUCCUGCAGCAGGAGAUGGUCCAGAAAAUGUCCAUGUGUCAGUUUGCUGUUCCUCUGCUGCUGCCCAACUGUGACACAGAACAAAUCACUUUGAUGCUGUGGGCCUUGAGGGACAUAGUGAGGAAGUUUAGACUCUCUUCCCAAACAUCCACAAAGGCUUUUGUGGUGGAGAGAAUUGUUGUCUCUGAUAUUCCUAUGGUGUCCUUUGUUAGGUUAGGGGAGAUAGUGUCUAAGUCUCAGAUCUUGAACAAGUUGCUUAGUAACCCUCAGCAGUACCAUGACACAUUUGUUCAUCAUGAUAUGGAAUGUGGUGACAUCCCUCAUAGAAUCUCAGAUGGUCUGGUUGAAAUCAGCUGGUACCUUCCAUGUGGGAACAGAAACAUAGACAUGUUCACUAAGCCUGUGGCGGUGGCCAAUCUCAGAGGAGACAUCAGGUCCUUUGAAAAACAGUUCUCCUUUCUGUGUCAAACAUCAGCUGCAGUUUACAUUUUCACUGAUGAUUUAGAGUCAGAUCUCAAUUUGUUGAAAAGCAAAAACACAAAAGCAGAGUUAAUUCUAGUCGUCAACUCUCAACGAAAAUCGUUCAGAGUAGACACAUUGAAAGAAAUGACCACAAACUGCAGUAUCAAUGACCAAAAUGUGAUUGUGAAGAAAAAGAAAAACGAUGCAGAAUUUGUCAAAACCCUGCAAUCAUCUGUUGGUGACGUCAUUGAAAAAAGUAAAAACUGGUUGACAGUGGAAAACAUGACUGACAUAGCUCGUCACAGUGGGAUUCUGGUUGAUGAAGACCGCAAUGAAUGUCAGAGUGCCAGGAAGAUGGCAGAUGAAAUCACCAGCAACAUCACAGACACAGUCAAAUUCAAAGACAAACAACUACCCUUACAAGGGAAAAUCUGGAAAGAGCUUUCCCAGUUGGAGAAAGAGAGAUGUAGACUGAGAAAAGCAGGUGAUGAAGACAUUGAACACUACAAAAUCUUUCUGAAGAAAAAGGAGGAAGGGCUGAGAGAGAAACAACAUAAAUGUGACAUGUCAGAUGCAAUGGCAAGCUUCAUUUUAGGAUUGUCAGGAUCAGGAGCGGAGCGUUCCUAUUUCCUCAAAUGGAUGCGGAUAAAUCUGGACAAUCUGUCACGGCAGAAUCUGUCUGCUUUGAGGGACCGGUACAAAGAUCUUUGCCAAUAUUCUCCGGAGAGAAAAGACGACAUUAAAGAUUUGGAUAAGCAAUUAUCUGAUUGUUCCUUAGGUCUUGAACACUUCCUGCGUGAGUUGGGCCAGUUAUAUGAGUCUGCCUGCUCCCUCCCUGGAGACAGUCCUCAAAGGAAACAGAUGGAGCAUCUCCCUGGAUUGUGUGCUCAGAUGCUGUUGGAUGGUUUCCCCAUUGAGCUUGUGGAUGGAGAUGCAUCAAACAUCCCUCUGAAAUGGAUUUCAGCUGUUCUGACUCAGCUUCAUACUCUUGUGGACUCUAACAGCAAGAUCCUGGUUGUCUCAGUUUUAGGGGUUCAAAGCACUGGGAAGUCCACUCUCCUCAACACCAUGUUUGGGGUCCAGUUUGCUGUCAGCAGUGGAAGAUGCACCAGAGGGGCCUUCAUGCUACUGAUUAAAGUCAACAAAGAAUUCAAGGAGGAGCUGAAAUGUGAAUUCAUCAUGGUCAUUGACACAGAGGGGUUGAAAUCACCAGAGUUGGCUCAACUAGAUGAUAGCUAUGAACAUGACAAGGAACUGGCAACACUGGUGAUAGGACUCAGUGAUGUCACAAUUAUCAACAUCUCCAUGGAGAACUCCACAGAGAUGAAAGACAUUCUACAGAUUGUUGUUCAUACCUUCCUCAGGAUGAAGGAAUUGGGGAAGAAGCCAGUAUGUCAUUUUGUGCACCAGAAUGUGUCAGACAUGUCUGCUCAUGACAACAACAUGAGGGACAGGAAGAAGUUGUUGGAACAGUUUAAUGAAAUGACCCUGGCAGCAGCCAGAAUGGAGAAGAAGGAGAAUAUCACCAAGUUCACUGAUGUGAUGGAGUAUGACCCAGACACAAGCAGCUGCUACAUCCCAGGACUCUGGCAUGGGACUCCCCCAAUGGCUCCAGUCAAUGCUGGAUACAGUGAGGCUGUGUAUGAUUUAAAAAAGAGCUUGAUGCAAGACUUAAUAAAAUGCCAGAGGAAUGAUGACAUGACACAUUUCCUGAAGUGGACAGAAAGCUUGUGGGAGUCUGUGAAAUCGGAGAAAUGAAUUUUCAGUGUCAGAAACAGCUUGAUUGCAGAUGCAUACUCCAGUUAAUGCUCUGAGUACAAUGGUUGGAACGGUCAUUCCAGAAGGACAUUUAUUCCUGGAUAAUGGUGCUGAAAGCAGAAUAUAAAACAGAUCCAAACCCCCAAAUGAGCAUAAGAAUCAUGCUGAAGGACUUGUCCUGUCAUCCCAAUGGUGGAAGCAGCUUAUUACUGUCACUAGGACAGCAGAAUCCCUGCCCAUCAGGUUCUAAGUGUUCUAAGUUGCCAGGUAGAAUAGUAGAAUACACAAGGUGCAAUUUAGAAAUGUGGUUUUGCAUCCACAGUUUUCCUCUGGUUAUGUAAGUCACUGAUAGUCAGUCAUUUAGCCCAUGUCAGCAAAUUUAUUUUAGAUUGCUAAAUUAGUUUAACAGCCAGCUAUCUAAACUAUUAUGGUUGAAUUACCUGCUGGGGUCUCCUAUUGAUUUUGUUAGUCAGUCUAACUCUGGCUAGAACAAACUCACUAGAAAGGCAGGAACCUAGGAAGAAACCUAGCGAGGAACCAGGCUCUGAGGGGUGGCCAGUCCUCCUCUGGCUGUGCCUGGUAGAGAUUAUAAUCAUUGUGUUGACUACUAGUUGACUUUGACUGAAGUAUGAAGUCCAAUCUCAACAUUAGAAAAAUAUAUUCACAUAAUUUGUAUAAACAGCUGUAUUAGAAUUGAAUGAAGAUUAUGCUCAUUGGGAUGAAUAUAAUGAAACAAGGAUAUACCUACAAGAGAGACGUGUAACUAAUUAUGAAAGAAAGGUCAUUCUGUUCGUUUGAUCUUAGAUGUUCUAUAUUAUCUUUGGUUUAAUUUAGUUUAAUCUUGUAUAUCAUUCAUACAGUCUUUGAAGGACUAGCCCAGUGAUUGACUAAAGGGAUCAAUAGAUCAGUGCAGACUGUACAUACUGUGACUGUAAAUAUUGUCCAUUAGAGAUUUACACCCAUAGAGAUGUGAUUCUAUAUGUAAUGCUAUGUUUUACACCUUUACAAAAAGCCUUUGAAACAGAUAACAGAUACUGUACAUUGUGAAACAGAUACUGUACAUUGUGAAAGGCUUUUGUAUGUUUAAGAAGAGAACAUGUUAGUCCUCAUCUUAUGAAAUGAAGUUGCUUUAAGGGCUACUUUAGUUGCAUGCAUGUUAAAAUAUUCAUUUCCAUCAUGUAACAAGUUAAUUAUUCCAUUGUUUGUUUAUUUGUCUCAGAUUUGUCAAAUGUAAAGAAUGUAUACACAUCUGAUUUCCUAAAAAUAUAUCUUCAUUCUUUUACUUGAGAAAAAUGCAUAACCAAUGAUUCAUCACCUACUUAACAUCAAAUGUACAACAUUUAUCAUUGAAAUACUUUUUAUAUACCUCAUUUCAAAAUCUCAGCAUUAUUUUAUUGUAGAAAAAUACAUGUAUCAUAUCCUAUGAUUAUCCUAUGAUUAAUCUACUUAUCAUCAUACUAACAAUGAUGUAUACCACUUAUCAUUGAAGGACUUUUUAAAUAAAAACUGUUAAUUGAGA